AUGCCAAUUAUCGUUGGUGACAUUGAAUGGUGUAAAACAAAUCGUGGUAACGACCGAAUAUAUCGUGGUUGUCGUGCUGUCGUUUAUGUAUCUAUCGAUUCGAACAUUUAUAAAGAUUCAAAUAAUGUUGAACAUAAUCAUCUACCAAAUCAUCAUAAUGUUAAACGUUUAUUAGUAUUACAAAAGGUCAAAGAAAGGGUUAUGACGGAACCAACUUCUGUUACACGUAUUAUAGAAGAUGAAUAUGUAAAAAAUAAUUUGAAUGAUGGUGAUCGACAAUAUUUUUUGUUACCAACAGCACAAGAUAAGCAAUCUUCAAAAUUUUAUAAAAUUCGUGCAAAAACAUUACCACCUGAUCCAAAAUCAUUGGAUUUUGAUGUUCCAGAAUCAUAUUCAAAAACGUAUAGUGGAGAACAAUUUUUAAUCUAUGAUUCAACACAAGAAAAAUUAGGUGGAUGA
Messenger RNA from Rotaria sordida, 459 nucleotides. Lineage: Eukaryota; Metazoa; Rotifera; Eurotatoria; Philodinida; Philodinidae. The record is from the annotation of a GenBank genome assembly.